AAAGCCCUCGACCUCCAUUCAAACAAUCUUCUUCUCCACGAUGGCCUCAGCUCCCUUCACUUUGCUUCUUGCUCUCCUCAUCUUCCUUGUCAUCGGAGCAGUGGCAGCAAUGGAGGAUGCAGGCGGCAAUGGGCCUGACAUGUCGAUCAUAACCUACGAGGAGGGGCGCGGAAUGAGGGGGCUGGAAAGGGGGGACGAGGAGGUCAUGGAGCUCUACGAGAACUGGAUGGCGAAGCACGGCCGGAUCUAUAAUGAGCUUGAUGAGAAAGAAAGGCGUUUUGAGAUCUUCAAGGAUAAUCUCAGGUACAUUGACGAGCAUAACGCUGGCUUACAUUCCUUUCGUCUCGGUCUCAACAGAUUCGCCGAUCUCACCAACGAGGAGUACCGAUCUACCUAUCUUGGAUCUCGACCCUCGCCUUCCCACCGGAAUCCUAGCGAUCGGUACCGCCUCGCUGCUGGAGAGGCCCUUCCGGAUUCCGUCGAUUGGACGACCAAGGGCGCCGUCGUACCUGUGAAGGAUCAAGGCGCCUGCGGGAGUUGCUGGGCUUUUUCAAGCAUUGCGGCCGUGGAAGGGAUCAACCAGAUUGUGACUGCAAAUGGGGGCAUUGACUCGGAGGAAGACUAUCCUUAUAGAGGACACGGUGGGAAAUGCGAUACUUACAAGAAAAAUGUCCGGGUUGUUUCUAUUGAUUCCUUUGAAGAUGUUCCUGUAAACGAUGAGAAGGCUUUACAGAAGGCAUUGGCGAACCAGCCUGUCAGCGUAGCCAUUGAAGCUGCUGGCAGGGCUUUCCAAUUGUAUCAAUCG
Phalaenopsis equestris is the source of this 805-nucleotide messenger RNA. RefSeq names its product oryzain alpha chain-like. The record is from RefSeq and is a predicted model, not a curated record. The annotation marks the transcript as partial. Lineage: Eukaryota; Viridiplantae; Streptophyta; Magnoliopsida; Asparagales; Orchidaceae. Gene Ontology annotation, cellular component: lysosome. Gene Ontology annotation, molecular function: cysteine-type endopeptidase activity. The transcript has 4 exons.